ACCGACCCUGCCUUCAAUUAGGAUUCCAUAGAGGAGCUGGAGGCAGGAGAAUGGGGUGUUUCCUGCUGUCUAGCUGCAGACCCAUUCUUUGAGACCCUGGAUUCUAACAAGUUUCCAGAACUAAGAAGACAUCCAGAUGUCAAGGUUUAAAGGUUUGUGGAUACCCCAAGACUGGACUUCAUGGAGAAAUCUUCCCUGAUUACCAACCUGAACCUUGGAGCAGCUGCAGUCUCUCCAUGGACAGAAUGAGAGGCUCUCUGUAACAGACAUAACUGGCCAUCAUGGGGAAACUGAUCAAGAUGGGGGUGCAGGAGAAGCGGUUACUCUGGCCAAGGCAGCUUCAUUGGAGUCGCCUCCUGUUCCUAUUGGGAAUGUUGAUCAUCGGUUCUACCUACCAAUACCUGAGGAGACCUUGGGGCCUCCCCUCACUGUGGGCAGAAGUCUCUUCCCAACAGCCUAUAAAACUGGCCAGCCGUAACCUCCCCAAUGAUGUGAUGACGAUAGUGAGCACUGACCCUCCCAAAGCUAGCUCUGAAAUGGAGGCUGAGAUGGUGGCACCCCAAGCCACCUUGGACAGGAAUCAAGUAACACUUAGAAUGACAAUGGAGAACACGCCCAGAACACCCAGAAGAAUUGCCAAGAUCACUCCACCAACACCAAAGAAUAAUCACAGCCCAAUAGCAGCAAGUACAGAAAGAAUGAAGGAAAAUACCCCAACCACACCAAGUAGAGUACUGAAUCACUACAGCCCAAUUUCAAGCAGACAAACAGUAAAACAUUAUAGCCCAUCAUCCAGGGGAGAAAUGAAGAGCUACAACCGAAUUCAAGCCAGAGGUAAGGUGAAGAAGACCCCAACCCCUCCUGGGGAAACUAUAGACACUAAUGCACCAUCCACAUUCAUGACAAGGGAAACACGUCAUGCGAUCACCCCCAGGACAAGAGUGAAAGACAAUGAAACCAUGGCAACCUAUGAAAUAUUGGAGACCAGCUCUCCCAAGAGGAUACUGGAAGAAACCUCCUCAGCUACCCUUAAGAGAAUAAUUAAAAACACCCCACCUUUCCCGACCGAGAUAGAAACAAACAUCUUGACAUCUCCAAGGAGAAUAGCAGAAAAGAACACCAUGACUAACUCCAAAAGAGUGGGAAAUAACAGCUCAUCCAAUCCCUGGAGGUUAGUGGGGAAGAACAACCAGACAACUCUUCAGGGAGCAGACCUGGAGCACACUUCAGCUGUGUCUGAGAGGCAAGUGACAAGAAGUACCGCGAUGGGUGGCAGCCCAGCAAAAAACGAAGCCUCUAUUGCUAUCCGGAGUGUUAGGAAUCCCUUGCCCAGAACCAGUGCAUCCUCCAUCAGGACAGCCUCAGCCACCAUCCAGGAGCUGGCAAAGAAACCUUCCACAGCACCCAGGACCUCUGUAACCCCCCAAGUCAGGGCAAAUCCCACUAUCCAGAUCCGUCACUGUGUGGUUGUAGAACCAGCCCCAGCCACGCCCACCAGCCCAUCUCCAAGCCUGACAACCUCCCUCUUCCCAGAGGUGCCCGGUCCCAGCCCCACAGCAAUGCUUCCCAGUUGGCCAGACCAUCCCCAGGGAGAGUACCCCCGGGACCUGUUCAGCGUGGAGGAACGGCAGCAGGGCUGGGUGAUCCUGCAUAUCUUUGGCAUGUUGUACCUGUUUGUGGCCUUGGCCAUCGUGUGUGAUGAGUUUUUUGUCCCAGCCCUGAGUAUCAUCACAGAGAAGCUGCAGAUCUCUGAGGAUGUGGCAGGUGCUACUUUCAUGGCUGCUGGAGGCUCUGCCCCUGAGCUCUUCACCUCCCUCAUUGGCGUCUUCAUAUCCCACAGCAAUGUGGGUAUUGGUACCAUUGUGGGCUCUGCUGUGUUCAACAUCCUCUUUGUCAUUGGCACCUGCUCCCUCUUCUCCCGGGAGGUCCUCCACCUCACCUGGUGGCCAUUGUUCCGGGAUAUCUCCUUUUACAUCCUCGACUUGUCACUGCUCAUCCUCUUCUUCCUGGACAGCCUCAUCGCCUGGUGGGAGAGUCUGCUGCUGCUGCUAGCCUAUGCCCUCUACGUGUUCACUAUGAAGUGGAACAAACACAUAGAGGUCUUUGUGAAAGAGCAGCUCAGAAAAAGACCAGUGGCCAAGGUCAUGACUCUAGGGAAUUGCAGCAAGGAAGGUGCUGCUGGAGCCGAGAACACAGGUGAAAUGACAGGUGAAGAGGGUAAAGCUCCUGGUGAACAAGGAACUAAGAAAAGUGGAGGUGAAACUGAAACAGAAGAAAAAGAAGAUGAACUCAAAGGUGGAGGUGAAAACCAAGCAGAAGAUGGUGACAUGAAAGGUGACAAAGGUGAAACUGGAGCCCAGGAAGUCAAUGCUGAAAAUCAAGAUGAAGCCCAAAAUGAGAAAGGUGCAGAUGAUGAAGGGGGAAGUGACGGAGGGGAUAGUGAAGAGGAGGAGGAGGAUGAGGAGGAGGAGGAAGAGGAGGAAGAGGAGGAGGAAAAGGAGGAGCCUCUGUCCCUGGACUGGCCUGAGACCAGGCAGAAGCAGGCCAUUUACCUCUUCCUCCUGCCCAUCGUGCUCCCACUGUGGCUGACGGUGCCUGAUGUCCGAAGGCAGGAGUCUAAAAAGUUUUUUGUUAUCACCUUCCUGGGAUCCAUCAUUUGGAUAGCCAUGUUCUCCUACCUCAUGGUGUGGUGGGCUCACCAGGUUGGCGAAACAAUAGGGAUUUCUGAAGAGAUCAUGGGUUUGACAAUCCUGGCAGCUGGCACGUCAAUUCCUGACCUCAUCACCAGUGUGAUUGUUGCUCGGAAAGGCCUGGGAGACAUGGCUGUAUCCAGCUCUGUGGGUAGUAACAUAUUUGAUAUCACUGUCGGCUUGCCUGUUCCUUGGCUGCUUUUCUGUCUUAUCAAUGGAUUGCAGCCUGUGCCAGUCAGCAGCAAUGGCUUGUUUUGUGCAAUUGUUUUGCUUUUUCUCAUGCUCCUGUUUGUGAUCUCUUCCAUUGCAUUAUGCAAAUGGAGAAUGAACAAGAUCCUGGGCUUCACAAUGUUCCUUCUUUACUUUGUAUUCCUGAUAAUCAGUGUGAUGUUAGAGGAUCGAAUCAUAUCCUGUCCUGUAUCUAUCUGAGUCAGUCACUGUAUUCACAAUGGACAUAGAUAAGAUUGUGCCAGAAGUUGUUGUACCUCUUGUUAUAUUAAUAAAAGAAUGAACAUGAUGGAGGAGAGUGAACUGAAUAGUCCGGAGUCUCUGAUGGGAAUGUGAUUUGGGACUGAGCCUUAUCCUUGAAGCUCAUUGUGGGUCAAGAACCUCACCUCUGGAGGAGUGGAGUUCCCACCUCUUUCUCAGGAAGACUUAUCUCCUGUGGAGGCUGCAGAAGGAAUCCUGAAGCCAGAAUGUCUUCUAAAUUAAAGAACUGGGGACUGGGGUUGAGACAUGCGCAGCAGAAAUAAGAAAAGGUCCCUUGUUCAUAGUUCCCUGAUCAUUCCUGAAGAGCCACGGGUCUAAAGAUGUAGAUGCGGGUCUACACCUCACUCUCUUGGCUCUGCUCCAAGCACACACUACAGUUUGCUACGUGCCCUUUUUCUGUUCAGACGCGAAGUUUUAUCAGGCUUGUAGUUAUUAUAUGUUCAGUUACUGAGUUUAAGGAGUUAAGGCUAUGGGGAAAAAUAAUAGAAAUCAAAUCUCAUUCUACAUCAUAGUCCAGUAAAAUGUACACCAGCAUUUUCUAGCUUUAAAAGAAAGCAUUAGUUUUUAUUGUUACAUUUCUGAAAAGCGAAAUUACAACAGGAAGCAGCCUGAGAAAUGAAAAUUUAUAAUUUGCUCUUGAAUUGGGAGGAGUGGAGAUUAGAGAAGGAAAACUACUUUAAGGGCUAUUUAAAAAUAUGUUCUUGUUAGAAAACCCAAAUUUGAAUUAUCUCUAUCAGUAGUCACUUUGAGGGGUUGAUACUCAGCUGCCCUGGUUCUGUCCCUCCAGCAUGUUUUACAGUGGCAAUGGUCACUAGUGAAUGAAAAGGGAUGUAAUAUUUUUUUGUGUACGUGGGGGGGGGCAGGUACCGGGGAUUGAAUACAGGGGCACUUUUCCACUGAGUCACAUCCCCAGCUCCUUUUUGUAUUUUAU
This is a messenger RNA of Ictidomys tridecemlineatus (thirteen-lined ground squirrel), 4110 nucleotides long. RefSeq names its product solute carrier family 24 member 1 (gene Slc24a1). NCBI's taxonomy places the organism in Eukaryota, Metazoa, Chordata, Mammalia, Rodentia, Sciuridae. Gene Ontology annotation, molecular function: calcium channel activity; calcium, potassium:sodium antiporter activity. Gene Ontology annotation, cellular component: plasma membrane. Gene Ontology annotation, biological process: visual perception; calcium ion transmembrane transport; intracellular calcium ion homeostasis. The record is from RefSeq and is a predicted model, not a curated record.